AUGGCGGACGAAGAUUACCAAGAUGUCGACGAUUUGGGGUACGAGGACGAGCCAGCAGAGCCAGAGAUUGAAGAAGGAGUAGAGGAGGAUGUUGAGAUGAAGGAGACUGAUGAUACCACUGGCGAACCUAUCGAAACUGAAGAUAAGGUAGAGCAGGAAGAUGUACAACGUCCUCGCAAAACAUCAAAGUUCAUGACCAAAUACGAACGCGCUCGGAUUCUCGGCACUCGUGCUCUCCAGAUCAGCAUGAAUGCUCCUGUGAUGGUAGAGCUACAGGGUGAGACUGAUCCGCUUGAGAUUGCAAUGAAGGAGCUUCGACAACGUAAGAUACCUUUCACAAUCAGGCGUUACUUACCCGAUGGGAGCUUUGAAGAAUGGAGAGUCGAUGAACUGAUUGUGGAAGACUCAUGGAAACGUCAAGUCGGUGGUGAUUGA
Microthlaspi erraticum is the source of this 435-nucleotide messenger RNA. The record is from the annotation of a GenBank genome assembly. NCBI's taxonomy places the organism in Eukaryota, Viridiplantae, Streptophyta, Magnoliopsida, Brassicales, Brassicaceae.